Messenger RNA from Ophidiomyces ophidiicola, 1062 nucleotides. It is a transcript of the gene SUA7, whose product is annotated as transcription initiation factor IIB. Lineage: Eukaryota; Fungi; Ascomycota; Eurotiomycetes; Onygenales; Onygenaceae. Gene Ontology annotation, molecular function: TBP-class protein binding; RNA polymerase II general transcription initiation factor activity. The coding region runs from base 1 to 1062 and encodes 353 amino acids. Gene Ontology annotation, biological process: transcription preinitiation complex assembly; transcription initiation at RNA polymerase II promoter. The transcript has 2 exons. The record is from RefSeq and is a predicted model, not a curated record. Gene Ontology annotation, cellular component: nucleus; transcription preinitiation complex.
AUGUCCACGUUUGGAAGCGCGGCUCGAAAUGAAGCUUCGUCCUCUUUGUGGAAGGAGAAUCUUGCGGCGCAGCUAAUCUGCCCCGAGUGUAAGGAGAACCCUCCUAACCUCCGAACGCCUGAUUCCCACGAGACAAUCUGUGCCUCCUGUGGCCUCGUUCUUGCAGAUCGAGAAAUCGAUCAGCACUCGGAGUGGCGUACCUUUUCAAAUGACGAUCAAAAUAACGAUGAUCCGUCUCGAGUCGGUGAUGCUGCCAACCCGUUACUCAAUGGAAAUCAGCUUGAGACACAUAUUUCAUAUGGGCAAGGCGGCGCGAAGGCUCGCGAAUUGCAUCGUGCUCAGAAUAAAUUAUCAAGCGAGAAGACCAAUCGAGCUUUGCUUGCGGCAUACAAAGAGAUUGGCGCUCUUUGCGAUGGUUUCAAUAUCCAAAAGAACGUUGCGGACACCGCCAAGUACCUGUUCAAGGUUGUUGAUGAUGCCAAGGCUUUCAAGGGCAAGUCCCAGGAUGUUAUCAUCGCCGGAUGCAUCUUCAUAGCCUGUCGCCAAUGCAAAGUUCCGCGUACUUUUACCGAAAUCUUUGCUUUGACUCGAGUGUCGAAGAAGGAAAUUGGAAGGAUAUACAAAGCCCUGGAGAAGUUUUUCACUGCACAGAACCUGGAGAGGAUCAACUCUGUGGUCUCCAGUGGAGGCGUGCCAGAUCCCAAUGAAACUUAUACCACGACUACCUCUACGAAGCCUAGUGAACUUUGCAGCCGCUUCUGCAACUUGCUUGAUCUACCCUUUCAGGUAACGAACGUGUCUUCGGCCCUCGCCGAUCGAGUUACGUCAAUGGGCGAUCUCGCCGGCCGGUCCCCUCUAUCUAUUGUUGCUGCAUCCAUCUAUAUGGCUUCAUUCCUAGUGGGCCAGGGCAAGUCGGCGAAAGAAAUUUCAGCUGUUGCCCAUGUUAGUGAUAGCACUAUUCGUGGCGCUUAUAAGCAGCUGUAUGCCGAGAGGGAGCGAUUGAUUGAUCCUACUUGGAUAAAGGAUGGCAAAGGCGAUUUGAAUAACCUUCCACCUACUUAA